Messenger RNA from Leptinotarsa decemlineata (Colorado potato beetle), 782 nucleotides. RefSeq lists its product as uncharacterized. The record is from RefSeq and is a predicted model, not a curated record. NCBI's taxonomy places the organism in Eukaryota, Metazoa, Arthropoda, Insecta, Coleoptera, Chrysomelidae.
CGGUAGGUAUGUAGCUAUUUAUAGCAUCGACUCAAAUGCAAGAAUAUCAGUUCAUUUCUAACUGGAUCUAGGAGAACUUCUAAACCACCAUGAAUACCUUGGUCGCUCUUGCUAUUUUGGCUCUUGCUGUUACCGCAUCUGCCUCCCACAUUGGUCUUGGACUAGGUGGAUUAGGUCUUGGUUAUGGAGGUCUUGCUGGACAUGGUGCCGGAGUCGUCAACCCAUGGGCUUUGAGCCCCGUAGGACCUUCUGGUGUCGUCACUGGUGCUGGAGCCUCUGGACCUUCUGGAGUAGUAACCGGUGCUGGUGCUGUUGGGCCCUCUGGAGUAGUUAAUGGUCAUGGAGCUGUAGGGCCUACUGGACCCAAUGGUGCAGGUGCCGUCGCUAUUGCUCCAGCAGCUUUGGGACUCGGUCUUGGACAUGGAGGACACGGUGCCGGAGUUGUCAACCCUUGGGCUUUGAGCCCUGUAGGACCUUCUGGUGUCGUCACUGGUGCUGGAGCCUCUGGACCUUCUGGAGUAGUUACCGGUGCUGGUGCAGUUGGACCCGCUGGAGUUGUAAAUGGUCACGGAGCUGUAGGGCCUACUGGACCCAAUGGUGCAGGUGCUGUCGUUGUAGCUGGCCCAGCAGCUUUAGGUUUGGGCUGGGGAGGACAUGGUUUGGGUCAUGGUGGUUUGGGAAUUCAUGGUUAGAUAUGAAAAUACGAGCAUAUUUAUUUAUUGGAAUGAUCUGCAAAGUUAUAAAAUAAAUAACUGUAUAUAAUAAAGCAUUUUAUUUUCAAC